This is a messenger RNA of Punctularia strigosozonata HHB-11173 SS5, 525 nucleotides long. RefSeq lists its product as uncharacterized. NCBI's taxonomy places the organism in Eukaryota, Fungi, Basidiomycota, Agaricomycetes, Corticiales, Punctulariaceae. The transcript has 2 exons. The annotation marks the transcript as partial. The record is from RefSeq and is a predicted model, not a curated record.
ACCGUGGAGGCGUGCAUCGUGCGGUGCGAGGCCGCGGGGUACGACUACGCCGGCGUCGAGUUCGGCGACGAGUGCCAUUGCGGAACCGGGUACGCGAACGGCGCGAUGCCGCAGGGCGCGCCUGCGUCCGAUUGCGACGUGGCCUGCGCGGGGAACGGUUCCGAAACGUGCGGCGGAUCGUGGCGAAUCCAGGUGAGCACGAUCGAUCCAUCGGUGGUGGUGGUGGUCCUGAGAAGCGAGCUCCUGGGCUGCUACGUCGACACCGCGUCCUCGCCCGCCCUCUCGAACGCGAUCGCGCCCGUGUCUUUCACGAACAACACCGACCUCGUCAGCCAAUGCGUCGACUACUGCGACACCCUCGGCUACCCAUAUGCAGGCGUCGAGGACGCUGUCGAUUGCCAGUGCGGCUUGAGUCUUUCGGGCGGCGCAGAAUCGGUGGAUCAGUCGCAGUGUAACUCAACGUGCCCGCUGCCUGGCGACGCUGGACGGGAGUUUUGCGGAGGUGUACAGAGGAUGCAGCUCUAU